Vigna unguiculata (cowpea) is the source of this 2784-nucleotide messenger RNA. RefSeq names its product F-box only protein 13-like. Gene Ontology annotation, molecular function: protein binding. The record is from RefSeq and is a predicted model, not a curated record. Lineage: Eukaryota; Viridiplantae; Streptophyta; Magnoliopsida; Fabales; Fabaceae.
CAAAACAAGACAAAGAUUCGUUUAACGAGGAGCCAAAGGAACCGCAAAUACAGGGUUGCUAAUUGCCACUUGAUUUUUGCUUUGCUUUGGGUUUGGGAGUCAAAAAAAUGAGACCAAUGAGAGACAAAACACAGCACAACACAACAACACCCCUUUGACAAUUUUCACUGCCUCGUUGUCCUUUCUCUUUCUUUUAGGCACCCUCUGUGUCUGUGUAGCGACGAUUAAAGUGGGUACAUGUGCCACCAGUUUUUUGUUUGUUUUUCAUGUGUGUCAUGUCAUGUGUGAGUCUGUGUCUGCACUCUACUCACCAACUCUUUCCAUUUUCCAACCCCCGAAUCCAAGGCCUCAUUAGAUUCCUUUCAGAGUAGAGUCAACAACAUAUUGUUUCUUCUCCUGCACCACUUUCAAUUUUCUUUCUCUAUUACGAAUAAUAAAGAGUGUUGUGUUUUUGUGUUUUUCAUUUUUCCUAAACAAAAUAAAAUGAUGUUUUUGUUUUUUUCACGGUUUGUUUUGUAAGAUUGAAAGGGAAAGGGUGUGUUAAGUGUCGAGCAUCCAACUCCAACGAACGAAGCUUCCUACCAUACUUCCUACUGUUUCAGCUCUCUUCACUUUUUCCCUAUCCACCCAUCACUCGUAUUAAUUCAAAACACCCUCCAAUCCAACCCCAUCUCCAUCCCUAUCUCUCUCUCUCUUUCUUUUGUCUUCUAUUCUGCAACACGCUCCCUCUGUUUCUUUUCCUACCCACACCACUCUACCAAACACCACUUUCAACUUCUACCAGGUACCCUUUACUUCUUGCUUCGUCUUUUUUUCUCAUCUGAUUGAACCCUUUAGUAUGUGUGUCGUAGUCACUUGUUUUACUUGCAGUCUUGCUGUGAACGUCUUUGAUUUCACCUGAAGAUUGUCUUUUUACUCUCUUUUUUGUUAAUUUUUUGCUUUGAGUUCGAAAAACAGUGUGAAGGAGGGUGUACUGAUAGAGCACAGCUGAAGAAUCGCGAUGUUGAAGUUGAAAUAAUGUCACUGUAGGAGAGGGGUUGGGGAACAAAGGGUCAUGAUGUUCUUGAUUUGUUGCGUUUUAGAAUUCAAGGUCACUCUUUGUUAUAUAUUGUUUGCCAAUGGAAUGUAAUUAUCAGUGUGGCCAGAGUGUUGCAAGCUUGAAGAGAAAGUCGCGAGAAGAUGAAAACGAUAUACUCUUCAACACCUUUUCUCUGGAUGACCUUAAUGAGGAUCUCUUUGAAAGGAUACUUUCAUGGCUUCCAACUUCCACAUUCUUUCGCCUGAAUUCUGUGUGCAAAAGAUGGAAAUCGGUUGCUGAUUCUGCAAGUUUCAAGCUUGCCUGCUCUCACAUUCCCUCGAGGGAUCCUUGGUUUUUAAUGGUUGCGCCCAACCUUAAUCAAUCUGUUAUCUUUGAUUCUGCUGAGAGCGCUUGGAAGAGACUAAACCACCCACCUCUUCUGCAAGAAGAAUGUAACCAAAAUUGCAUGCCGGUUGCAGCCUCUGGUGGCUUGAUUUGCCACCGGAAAUUAUCAGGAAACUUCAUUGUGAGCAACCCCGUGACAGGAUCUUGUACAGAACUUCCCCCAAUUCGUGCCCCGCAGCAUCAACCUCUCAAUGCCAUUGUGAUGAGCACAGCUUGCAAAGACCAACUUUCCUUCAAAAUUGUCUUAGUCUUUGGUGAACUUCCAAAUCUCUUGUUCAAAGUCUACGAUUCAAGAUCUGGCUGUUGGGAUGCUGAGAUUGCUCUGAGGAGAAAGACAGAAGACAGUUCAAUGGAACAUGAUUCUACUGAUGACAACGUUGUGUACUUCCUCAGCAAAGCUGGAAUUGUUGUGGCAAGCAACAUGCAGAGAAGCCCCUCUAAGCAAUAUUCAUCGGUUAUUACCAACAAAGAUGGCCAAGACAUUGUGUACUUUGUUAGCUCCUCAGGGAACGUGGUAGCUUGCAAUUUGACAUGCAAGUGCUUCUCUGAGUAUCCUAGGUUGUUACCUGUUUUUAGUGAGUAUUCCAUUGAUGUUGUAGAGUGCAAUGGGGAGAUGGUAGUUGUUUUGUUAUCAGAAUUCUUGGAGAGUGCAACUCUUAGAGUGUGGAAAUAUGAUGAGGCUAAUAGAGGGUGGCAUCAGAUUGCGGCAAUGCCUGCAGCAGAUUCUCAUGUGUGGUAUGGAAAGAAAGCAGACAUCAAUUGUGUUGGAGCUGGAAACCAAAUACUGAUAUGCUUGAACUCCUCUGAUCUAUGCACUUAUAUUCUGUGUGAUUUGGAAACCAAUAAAUGGGUUGAAUUGCCAAAAUGUUGCAUAAAUGGAGAAGUCAUAGACUUUAUGUCUGCAUUUUCAUUCGAGCCUCGGAUAGAGGCUUCUCUAUGACAGCCAAGUUAACUUCUGUUUCUUCGUAGGAUUGGAUUUCAACUCAGAUUUUCAACAUAUGAAGUUUUCAAUGGAUAUGUUGAUGACAGUGAAUGAAGUUGACGGGUACCUGCUUCACAUGGGAAAACGGCGAGUGUUCUAAACAAGCUACUCUUCCGUACAUAUGCUGCUCUAUGUGUAGCAUGGAUUAUUGGGAACUUUAUGAGUUGAUUCAAAAUGAUAAAGAAAGAAAAAACUGUAGUUGUAACCAGAUUGAACGAAACUACCUAGGUUGAGUAAAAUCUGUAAAGAAAAGUUAAAUGAUGACAUGCAAUGUGCUUCAACAGUUUAUGACUGUACUGGAACAAGUUCUGUCAUAUUGCCAUUGGCACAACACCGAAAUCAUUUUUUUUUCUGUCACGUAAUACAUUGUUAACUGGAA